Molecule: messenger RNA, 1911 nt
Organism: Drosophila miranda
Lineage: Eukaryota; Metazoa; Arthropoda; Insecta; Diptera; Drosophilidae
Exons: 4
Coding region: 214-1173 (319 amino acids)
Cellular component (GO): membrane
Molecular function (GO): phosphatidylinositol bisphosphate binding
Source: RefSeq, a predicted model, not a curated record
CUAUACAAAAAAUAAUAAUAAUAAUAAAUAAAUUGUAUAAAAAAAACGUUCCAGCGAUUGCUAAGAACCGCUGUAGAGUGUCUUCGUCCCAAUAAAAUGCCUUUCAGCCCUUUUGUUUGCUAGUCGCGAAGUUAAUGAAUCAUUCUUGAAAACUGCCUGACUGGACUAUUAAAAGUGCAUUUAAACCAAACCAAAUCAGCAACACACGAGCAAAUGUUACAGCACCCCAAGACAAUGACCAAUAUCCGAUCGCUGGUGCCGGAGCUGGCGGAGCAGGCUCGCAUCAAGCUCAAGGAGGACGAGACGACCAGGGCGGACUGCAUCGAGGCGUUGCGCGCCUGGAUCACUGAACUUAAUUACCUGCAGGCGCGAACCGACGAUCAGUUUCUGGUCGCCUUCCUGCGCCACUGCCACUGGAACGUGGAUGAGGCCAAGAAGCGCGUAUUGUUCUAUUACACAUACAAGUCCAAAGAGAAGGAGCUCUUCAAGAGUCGCCUAGUGGACGACAAGCUUCUGGAGAUGGCUCGCUCUGGAAUCUUUGCCACGUUGCCCAGUCCGAUCGGUCCCGGCGGCCCCCGCAUCCACUACACACGCAUGGGCCACAUAGAGCCCUCGAAGCACAGCGUGAGCGAUAUUUUCCGCUUUCAUGCCUUCCGCGCCGAAAUCGAGAUCAACACGGACGACAACUGGAACAUUGCCGGGGUGGUCGAGAUAAUUGAUUUCACCAAGAUCCCCUACUCCUUGCUUCUCCAGUUCGACCCGGGAAUGUUCCGGCGCAUGAACGCCUUCCUCGAGCACGGCAUACCCACGAAUUUAGUUGCCACCCACAUCGUGAACGCGUCGCGUGAGACACAGUUCGUGCUCGGCCUCGUGCGCAAUGCGAUGAAGCAGAAGGAGCUGCUGCACAUCCACUCCAACCUCGAGUCGCUGCAGCGCGUCAUCGGCAAGGAGUAUCUGCCCGCGGAGUUGGUUGGGGAUAACGGCACUCUGGGCGAUGCAAUGACACGGUACGAGACCCAGUUGACCAGCUUCGUCCCGUACUUCAAGGAGGAGGAACGCUACGGCGUGGAUGGGAAGCUACGUGAGGCCAGCGAGAAGGAGCAGGAGAAGACCCCGGCUCUGGGGGCUGGCGUCGCCAACGAGGGCUCCUUUCGCAAGCUGAACUUCAAUUGAGGCGUCCUGGCGGCAUGUCGUGUGGCAGUUAGUUGUAUAUUCAGAUGCACAUACUACUAUUUACACCCCCUCUAUAUAUAUACAGACAUCCCGAUAUGUACAAACAAAUGUAAAAAUUCAACAGCGCUAUAGCGAUCCUUGGUCAAAGAAAAACCUGAUAUUUUAUAAAAGAAACCUACUAGAGCAGCAUGGAACCUAUAAGCAAAUUCAACAAUAUUAUAUACAAGUCCACACUAAAAGCGAACCCUAAAAGAAAAACAAGAAGAAGAAUAUGAAACGCCAUCAAAUGGUAUAAAAACCUCACAUGAAUGUCGAUUAUAAUUUAUUGUUGUUCUUUAUUAAUGCACACACAUAACACACACUUCCAUACAUACAUUCUAACAUUCUAACAUCCAGCCGGAUGCGGUGCGUAGCGGCCCUUGCACGGCUUUGCCUCGACAAUUUAUCCGCCCCAUAACGCAUUUCGCUCACCUCACGAUGAAUGUCGUCUUCUCUUCUUUUACUUAUGUGCUAAGUUCUUGUUGGGUUUUACCUUAAAGUUUAAACGCAUACAUUUAUAUACAUACAUACAUGCUUGACUUGAAUUCAUGGGAACAUAUAUUUUUUCGAUAAUUUUUGCUUAACUAGUUAAGUGUUGUUUCUACUAAUUUUUGAUACUAGUUUACACAUGUACAUGUACACAUAUAGUAUAUCGUAGGUAUAGAUGCAUAUACCUAUAAUAUAAAGUCGAAAUACAAA